AUGGCAGGGAUUUUGAAGCUUCUAAUCGACAGAGGCGCUGAAAUAGAGUCGAGAAACGUGCUUGGCGAGUCUUCUCUAGCAAUUGCCUUUGAAUUGGGGCUUGAAGGGAUGGUGAGAUUACUCCUUGAAAAAGGCGCGAAAUUCGACAUGAAGACGUUCACCGGCCUCACACCACACAUGCUAGCGGCUGGGAUGGGACACGUCAAUGUCGUCCAGGCUCUCGUAGAUCACGGAGCCAAAGUUGAGAGAAAGGGUCAUCUUGGCCUGACGGCACUGACCGCGGCCAUUCGAGGAGGGCAUGAGACGGUAGUGAAACUGCUUCUUCAAAACCAGGCAAGUGUGAAUCACAGAGGCUUUCAAGACAAGACGCCAUUUUUACUGGCAGUGGAUAAUGGGAAGGAGGAGAUUUUGCAGCUCGUACGAGAUAGUCUGACUCAAAGGUCUUCGAACUUGGAGGAAGAUAUCUCUGAGUUAGAGGACGAACCUUGGGAGGACGCUUAUUUUGUGUGGAAGGAAAGUCGAAAAUUAUGGGAUAAGCGUGUACGAGAGGCGAGGAAGAAAGUCCUUCAGGGCCAGACUUCACAAACUAAGUGGAGAAAAUUUGUAGAUAAAGAUGCAUUCGAAGAGACGUCCAAUAGCCACAGAGACAGCCAGUAA
This is a messenger RNA of Penicillium waksmanii, 657 nucleotides long. RefSeq names its product ankyrin repeat domain-containing protein. The coding region runs from base 1 to 657 and encodes 218 amino acids. Gene Ontology annotation, biological process: innate immune response. NCBI's taxonomy places the organism in Eukaryota, Fungi, Ascomycota, Eurotiomycetes, Eurotiales, Aspergillaceae. The transcript has a single exon. Gene Ontology annotation, molecular function: protein binding. Gene Ontology annotation, cellular component: cytoplasm. The record is from RefSeq and is a predicted model, not a curated record.